Messenger RNA from Drosophila ananassae, 1833 nucleotides. It is a transcript of the gene SCCRO3, whose product is annotated as DCN1-like protein 3. Gene Ontology annotation, cellular component: ubiquitin ligase complex. The transcript is spliced from 4 exons. Gene Ontology annotation, molecular function: ubiquitin conjugating enzyme binding; ubiquitin-like protein binding; cullin family protein binding. Gene Ontology annotation, biological process: positive regulation of ubiquitin-protein transferase activity; protein neddylation. NCBI's taxonomy places the organism in Eukaryota, Metazoa, Arthropoda, Insecta, Diptera, Drosophilidae. The coding region runs from base 760 to 1758 and encodes 332 amino acids. The record is from RefSeq and is a predicted model, not a curated record.
UGCAUCGCUAGGAAAGUCACAUCUCUAGGCAAGUGUUAUCCCUAAGUUUCGUCCGACCCUGGUCGUCUGGCGCAAAUGCAGAGAAAACAAGUGGAAAAGCAAGAGAAAAACCCUGAAAAACGCACAAUAUCUAAGUAAAAUAGCGGAAAUGUGGUGAUUCGUGUUACGUUUAAGUUGGCUCGCAGGUCGAAGGACAGAGUAAAAUGUGAAAAAAGCACGAAUUUUGGUAGUGUGAUUGCUGCAGUUGCUGCAAUUGUGUACGGGCCAGUAUAUGUAUAUGUAUAUUAGUGUGCGUUUGCGUAGGAGGCACCAAAAUAACAACAGCAAACGCAGUAGCAACAACAAAGAAUCGGAAUUACCAGAAGUCCUACCAUAUGCUCCAUACGUGAAUCGUACGGAACGGUGACUGGAACGGGAACGGGAACAAAAACCAGAGUGCCAAUGCCCAGAAAGAGCCAAUAGUCCCAGUAGCAGUCAUAGCACCACAUCUCAAAUACAACAAAAACACAAAAAAAAAACCCCGCCCGCACCACGCAGCAAUUACAAAAUUAAACAAAAAGUGUCAAUCACUCUAGGACUCCAAAUUUCAUCAUCAUCCCAAAAUCAGAGAAACCUGGAAGUCAACGCGCAAUCUCCUGCUAGGACACAGAGUCCGGAGGCCUAGAGAAGGAGGAAGGUGGUGUUGGAGUAAGAGGAGGAGCUCCUGGCAGUGGCAGUGGCCAGGUGGCCAGGUGACAGUUGCCAUACCCUGCCCGCACUAUGGGCAAUUGCCUGAAAUGCUUCCAGUCUGCCGCCGAACAAACGUUGCCUCCCAACGCCGCGUCCCCAAAUUCCAACUCGAACGCCUGCCCGGUGGCCACCAGUCUAGCUAACUGCUACGACUCUGUUGGUAACAAUUCCAAUGCGAACGAGCGCUGUGUACCGCGUGAAACCGAUGAACUACUCUCUAGCCGAACUCCACUCAAGCCAGCAAAAGCAAACAAUUGUGAUACUAAGCGUAAUAGUUUUAAGUCUUUGGGUUUGCUAAAUGGCAGUGCACCUACCAUGAGCGAUAUCAUAACAACUGCUGUCAAGGAGUCCAUGGAGGUGUCGAAACAGACCCUGAACAACCUAUUCGAUGUGUACAAAGAUCCGGACGAUGAAGAUAUGAUACUCACGGACGGCAUCGAACGCCUGUGCAAUGACCUCAAUUACCAGCCGGAUGAGUUCGCCAUUCUGGUGCUGGCCUGGUGUCUGGAUGCCUCUCAAAUGUGCCGUUUCACCAAGACGGAGUUUAUCGAUGGUCUUCAUAAGAUGCGGGCGGAUAAUAUCGCCAGCAUCCGGUUACGACUCGAGCAGACAAUUGAAAUGCUGAAGGCGGAUGCUGAGAUGUUCAAGCAACUGUAUCGCUUCACCUUUCGGUUUGGCCUGGAGCCAGAUCAGCGCGUGCUCUCGCUGGAAAUUGCCAUUGACCUGUGGAAACUAGUGUUCACUGUACAAACACCUGAUCUCUUCUCCAACUGGAUACACUUCCUCGAAAAGCAUCCGAAUAUACGCCGCAUACCGAAGGAUACAUGGAACAUGUACCUCAACUUUACGGAACAAUGUGAUAUACAAAAUUAUGACGACACGGAGGCUUGGCCCAGUCUGUUCGAUGACUUUGUCGAUUAUGAGAAGAGCAGGGCACUGGAGUCGGCUGGCAUACAUGACGAUGACAACAACAACGACGAUCCGCUACAGAGCCGUGUCAAGACCGAUAAUACCCGUCUGGUGUCGUAGUAUAGCCGCCUUCAGUCUUUAGGGCCAAGCAACGUUCAACUCGCCAAUAGAAAUUAAAAAAUUGUAUAUUUUUCA